Messenger RNA from Oncorhynchus gorbuscha (pink salmon), 1722 nucleotides. Its product is annotated as protein mono-ADP-ribosyltransferase PARP12-like. NCBI's taxonomy places the organism in Eukaryota, Metazoa, Chordata, Actinopteri, Salmoniformes, Salmonidae. The transcript has 5 exons. The record is from RefSeq and is a predicted model, not a curated record. Gene Ontology annotation, molecular function: NAD+ poly-ADP-ribosyltransferase activity. Bases 574 to 1644 code for a protein of 356 amino acids.
GCUCACGUGCGUCCUGUUUCCAUUGAUCAUCCUUGAGAUGUUUCUACAACUUGAUUGGAGUCCACCUGUGGUAAAUUCAAUUGAUUGGACAUGAUUUGGAAAGGCACACACCUGUCUUAUAGGCAUUGUAUAUUCAAUGUUUAUUUCCCCACGUCCAAAAGGACUACUGAUUAAUUCACAGACUUGAGGCUAUCAUCCAAGUAUGUGUACUAAACUGAGCGUGCAGAUACCUUUAAAAACUAUUUAUUUGAAUUGGGAUAUCUGUAAAACUGAUGUACUUGAAUUGGGACUGAUGCACUUAAACAGAGUUUGCACUUAUCCAAUGUCCUUAUCAAGCCCUCAUCAGGAGUGGUCUGUGUUUGUCUCCAGGUUUGCUUCACAUACAACAAAGGUAGUGGAGAGUACGGUUACUGUCCUGACAAAGGGAGCUGCAGAAGACUGCACGUCUGUGAGCGCUACAUUACAGGAACCUGUGCUGCAGACGUGGACUGUGACAGGUCUCACGACUUCUACGAGCCCCACCCACUCAACACCCUGCAGCAGAGGGGAGUACCUAAUGAACUGGUGGCAUCCAUGUUGUCCACCUACCGCAACAUCCAGGCAAUCGGGCAUACUAAUGAUGCUAGUAACACACUUUGCAAAAAAGACUCUGACUGCCUGCUGAAAUCCAAAGCUUUACCAAAUCACUGGGAUAAAUCUUCAGUACCUGAAACUGGAUUCAAGAGGGUUGCUCUGCAGAGUUCCUCAGCUGAGCACAAGAAUAUUCUGGAUCUUUUCCACCAAACUAUGACUGGCUUCAGUGUGAAGACUAUUGAGAGGGUGCAGAAUCGGAUCCUGUGGGAGGUCUUUUCGUGGCAAGGAGAUGUGAUGAGAAAGGCAAAUGCAGGGAAAGGGAAUGAGAAGCAGCUCUUCCAUGGAACAGACUCUAAACACGUGGACGCUAUAUGCCUGCAGAACAUAGCCUGGAGGAUGGGUGGAACACAAGGAACGCCCUAUGGGCAAGGAAGCUACUUCUCUAAGGAUGCCAAGUUCUCCCACAGCUACACCAGCCAGUCAGGAGUCAGGUCCAUGUUUGUUUGUCGUGUGCUGGUGGGAAAUUACACACAAGGACACUCCAGCUACCUCUGCCCCCCUUCAAAAGAUGGAAGUCACACCAUCUCCUAUGACAGCUGUGUGGAUGAUAUCUACAACCCCUCUGUAUUUGUGGUGGUCGGGAAGCAUCAGGUUUACCCAGAGUACCUUAUUCAGUACAGGGAAGGGUCCAGGCCUGGGACCUAUGUUCUACCAUCUAACUUUGUUCAAAACCAGAGCAACCACAACAUGCACUGGACAUCUAUUCCAGUCAUGCCAAGCUCACCAGCCACCCCUGUGCUGCCCAACAAUGCAAGGUUCAGAUCUCCGUGCCCAACAGGACAGAGAACCCCCAGACCUACCUUGACACAUGCUUCUGCACAGUUUGGCUCCCUGAACUCCGUGACACAUCCAUUGUUUCAGUCAGGUCUGAUGACUUAUGUCUCUCCUCCACCACCCUGGGUCGGCUCUAUGACCUCCAUACCACACGCACCUCCAUCAAGGACAAGAAGAUCACAGUUUACUAAAAUGAAAGCAAAAAGUAAAUCUAUGGCAUCACUAGAUAAUCUAUAAGUCUUGGUAGUCAAUUUUUUCUUUUGAAAUUUAGGAGAAAAUUACCUUUUUAUGUAUAAAUAAAUUGUAUUUGUGAAA